Messenger RNA from Eufriesea mexicana, 1772 nucleotides. RefSeq names its product LSM14 family protein trailer hitch (gene tral). The transcript has 7 exons. The record is from RefSeq and is a predicted model, not a curated record. Gene Ontology annotation, molecular function: mRNA binding. Bases 109 to 1692 code for a protein of 527 amino acids. Gene Ontology annotation, cellular component: P-body. Gene Ontology annotation, biological process: cytoplasmic stress granule assembly; P-body assembly. NCBI's taxonomy places the organism in Eukaryota, Metazoa, Arthropoda, Insecta, Hymenoptera, Apidae.
ACUUGGCAGUUCGCUGUCGACCAUUGGUGUCAGCUGGUGGUUUCGUCAGAUUGUAUCGUGAAUCCUGUAAUAUCACAUCGAUCACCGUGCAGAAGAGAGAGAUUCAAGAUGAGCGGAGGAAUGCCAGAAUUGGGCUCAAAGAUUAGUUUAAUAUCGAAAGCAGAUAUUCGUUAUGAAGGCCGACUCUUUACUGUUGAUCCUCAAGAAUGUACGAUUGCCUUAGCUAAUGUACGUUCGUUUGGAACUGAGGAUAGAGAAACACAACUUCCAGUGGCACCGCAAAAUCAAGUAUAUGAAUAUAUUUUAUUCCGUGGUUCAGACAUUAAGGAUAUUAGAGUGGUUAAUAAUGUCAGUUCUAUUCCAAAUGAUCCUGCUAUUGUACAGAUGACGGUACAACCGUCUAUGAGCCAGCAAUCAUACCAGCCACAACCUAGUUAUGCACAUCCAAUGAUGGGUCCAAUGGGUGGACAAUAUGGAACACCCUAUGGCAUGACAAUGGGUACCAUGGGACCUGUAAUGGGAAUGACAACUUCUGCUAGAGAUCCUCGUGGACCUAUAAAUAAACAGCCAAGUGAGUUGAGCUUGGGCUCUGUUGAACCCAAUGCCAUCUCUAUCCCAAACUCACUACCGACGGCCAAUGUCAACCUAUUACCAAAAGACCAAUCUCUGGAAGAUGGUGUAUUAGAUCUCAUUAGUGGAGGUUCAAGAUCAACAACACCAACUUCAUCUUUAUUAACGCGAAAAAGUCCAACUGUGGAUCAGGGAAUUCAGGUAGGUCAUCAGCAGCAGCAGCAACAACAGCAGCAGCAGCAACAACAACAGCAACAACAACAACAACAACAGAGUGGAAAUGUUGGCAAGCUUGGUGAAAAGACGAAUAUGAGGACCAUUCAACCAGCUCGACGCGAUCACAAUAGUCAUAGUGGUAAUAAAUUUGGAGGCACUGCAACCCAAUAUAAUGAAGGAAAACGUGAUGCAAUGAAACAAGAUGGUCAACUACAUGGUCAAGGCACACAUAUCCAAGGUGGCCGAGGAAAUCGUGGUGUAUGGUUGAAUCGUGGAAAUAUGCGGGGUAGAGGAAGAGGUCGUGGUGGUUUUAGAAAUCAACCUGGUAACGCUGGUGCCAAACCCAAGAAUACGUUGAAGUUCGAUAACGACUAUGACUUUGAACAAGCUAAUACUGAGUUCGAAGAAUUAAGAUCUCAGUUAGCAAAAACAAAAAUUGAUUCUGGUGCUGAUAAUGAAAAGAAGGAUGAUAGUGGCAAUGAAACUGGAGCAGGUGAAGGUGAGCCCGAGGAAGAAUCUGAGAUAGUUCAUUAUGACAAGUCAAAAUCUUUCUUCGACAACAUCAGCUGUGAAGCUGUUGAAAGGAGUAAAGGACGGUUCCAACGUACGGACUGGAGGACAGAGCGCAAAUUGAACUCUGAAACGUUUGGUGUAGCGUCAACGAGACGUGGUGGUUUUCGUGGACGCGGUUACUAUAAUCGUGGGAUGGGCGGCAUGUAUCGAGGUGGUGCUGGUGCCGGUGGUGCAGGUGGUUCUGGUUUUCGAGGUGGUUAUAGAGGUUCCAGAGGUGGAAACCGUAAACCUGCUAACCAACAACAACAAAAUAAUACUGGCAGUCAAAAUCGCACGACCAACGAACAAUCUGCUACUCAAUCGCAGCAGAAUAGUCGCGUUGUACCUUUUUGAACGAACAACGCACUACUAUAUAUAUAUACAUAUAUAUAUAUAUAAGUAUUCACUUUAGAUUAAGAUUUUAUGAUACGUGC